AUGCCACCAACCUGCUGUUACGAGGCUCCCGCCUGCGCAACACGGAGUUUGUAUUCGGCUGUGCAGUGUACACUGGGAAGGAAACCAAACUGGCUUUGAACUCCACACUUACGAUCAAUAAAUUCUCCACUAUUGAAAAGUCAGUGAAACAGAUUUUUGCUGUUUUUCGUUAUUCUCCUGAUGGUUGAAGUUUUGAGCAGUGUGUUUCUCACGUUUUGUUUUGAACGCCGUUUUGGAACACCUGACAAGUGGUAUCUUGGUCCGAUGGAACGAGUAACAGUUAAAGAUGUUUUGAACGAUAUUUUCGUCUACUUUGUCCUAUAUUACUACAUUAUUCCAAUCUCUUUGUAUGUCACAAUAGAGUUGCAAAGAUUCCUUGGUACGUUCUUCUUUGAAUGGGACUUGGACAUGUUUUGUAAUGAACAGUCUGCAAUAUGUAAUACUUCUGAUCUCAAUGAGGAACUUGGACAGGUGCAGUAUUUGUUUUCGGACAAAACGGGCACAUUGACGGAGAAUGACAUGAAGUUCCGGCGAUGCUCUAUUGAAGGCAGUAUGUUCGUGGAAACCAAGGGGGAACUGAUGCUUCUACCUCCUAGUGGUGUCCUGCCGACUCAGCUGCCUAUCAGUUACUGGCCACCAGAAGUGGAGCAGUUUCUCCUGGCCAUGGCUCUGUGUCACUGUGUGCAGACGAGAGGGGAGAUGAGUGGCCAGGGGAUACCCCAUGACACCAGGAAGGUGCCGGAAUACCAGGCCUCCAGUCCUGACGAGAAGGCUCUGGUCUUGGCUGCUUCCAGGUGUGGUGUGGUGUUUCUUGGAACAGAAGGAGGUUAUGCAUCCGUCUCUGUUCGAGGACAAAUAAAGAAAUUCAAGAAACUACAAACACUGGAAUUUAGUUCAGAUCGCAAGAGGAUGUCUGUGGUGGUGUCAGAUUCUGAUGACCAAGUGUGGCUAUUCUGUAAGGGGGCAGAAUCCUCUAUGAUGCCUCUUAUGGUCUCCGGUCAUCGGGAAGAAACCAUAAGACACUACACAGACUUCUCUCUGAGAGGUCUGCGCACGCUGGUGUUGGGACUGCGUAAGAUGGAUACUGGCGAGUACCUGAGGCUGGCCCGAGCUUUGAGGGUGGCACGCAGCACUAUAGAUGUUACCGCUCGGGAGGCCAGGCUGUCUGAAGUCUUCAAUGAUUUUGAGACGGCUCUACAUCUCCAGGGUGCCACUGCUGUGGAAGACAGACUCCAAGAGAGAGUUCCAGAGACACUAGAGCUCCUCAGAUCUGCUGGAAUUAAGGUGUGGGUUCUGACAGGGGACAAGGUGGAGACGGCUCUCAACAUUGCCUACUCCUGUGGCCACUUCAAACAGGGAACCCGCAGACUGGACUUGUACGAUCUGACCAGUGAGACCGAAUGUCUUAACACUCUACAGGAGUUCAGAUGCCAAAUGGAGGAGGAGAGCCUGGCACAAUAUGGACUGGUGGUGGAUGGCACAGCUGUGCGACUAGCACUGUUGCACGACCAGGGCUUACUGUGUCAAAUUGCUUGCAAUUGUACAACAGUUCUCUGCUGUCGGCUCUCACCCAAGCAGAAGGCUGAGAUUGUGAGUCUAGUGAAGAGAACCAAAGGUCGACCUAUAGUGGCAGCAGUGGGUGAUGGAGCAAAUGAUGUCUCCAUGAUACAGGAGGCAAACAUUGGUCUGGGUAUUAUGGGCAAGGAAGGACGUCAGGCAGUUCGCUGCUCGGACUUCGGAUUUGCCAAGUUCCACUGUUUGGCCCGUGCACUUCUCGUGCAUGGACAUUGGUUUUAUCUCCGCGGUGCCACUUUGGUGCAAUACUUCUUCUACAAGAACAUUGUCUUCAUCACACCACAGGUGUACUUUUCUUUGCUGAACGGUGAGUCUCCGCAGCCCAUCUACCUGAGUGUGUACCUCAUGCUGUACAACACGAUAUUCUCAGCAUCACCGAUCGUCAUGUACGCUUUGUUUGAGCAGAACUACACUGACUCUGUGCUGCUCUCCAGGCCAGAACUGUACAAACUCCACCGUAACAACAGCCUCAUGUCCUGGAGUCAGUUCUUCCAGUGGAUGGCUGUUGGUUUAUGGCACUCACUAGUGGUAUAUUUUGUUCCUGUUCUCACCCUGGGUGUGAACUCUGUGUUUCUGAGUAACAGCACUCCCAUGGAUACUGCAGCCUUUGGAGUGACUGUACUCCACAACAUCAUCAUCGUAGUCAACCUGAAGCUUGCAAUCCACAGUUCCUACUGGACUCAACUCUUCGUCAUCAGUGAAAUAGUCUCAAUCUUUUCUUUCAUCAUUUUUAGCUAUGUCUACAACAAGAUUUUCAUAGUAACAACACGACAGUCGCUGUACUAUGUGUACUCCCUGUUGAUAGUGUCCCCCAACUUCUGGCUUCUCUCCCUCCUGUCAGUGGUCAUCAGUUUCCUGCCAGACAUCAUCCUCAAGGUUCUCCAGAAUCAGAGGUUCCGAAGAUUACAGUUACCAUCAUGGCUGCCAACUCGUAGAAAAGGUGUUUUCGUGCUGCCAACCCUCAGGGGUGCCAAACCUUGACAACACACACUUUGACAAUUGUUUGUGAUUUGUACCUUUUGUGUUCUGUACAGAUUAGCAUUAAACUAUUUAUAUGUUAAAAUGUC
This is a messenger RNA of Homalodisca vitripennis (glassy-winged sharpshooter), 2642 nucleotides long. Its product is annotated as phospholipid-transporting ATPase IF-like. The coding region runs from base 181 to 2556 and encodes 791 amino acids. Gene Ontology annotation, biological process: phospholipid translocation. The transcript is spliced from 19 exons. Gene Ontology annotation, cellular component: trans-Golgi network; endoplasmic reticulum; plasma membrane. The record is from RefSeq and is a predicted model, not a curated record. Lineage: Eukaryota; Metazoa; Arthropoda; Insecta; Hemiptera; Cicadellidae. Gene Ontology annotation, molecular function: ATP hydrolysis activity; ATP binding; magnesium ion binding.